Molecule: messenger RNA, 3947 nt
Organism: Siniperca chuatsi (mandarin fish)
Lineage: Eukaryota; Metazoa; Chordata; Actinopteri; Centrarchiformes; Sinipercidae
Product: potassium voltage-gated channel subfamily V member 2
Exons: 4
Coding region: 171-1787 (538 amino acids)
Biological process (GO): protein homooligomerization; potassium ion transmembrane transport
Cellular component (GO): voltage-gated potassium channel complex; membrane
Molecular function (GO): delayed rectifier potassium channel activity
Source: RefSeq, a predicted model, not a curated record
CACAGUAGCUCUUUCUUUAUCUUUAUUUCAACCUGAAAACAUCUUUUUAGAGGACAAUAUUCAGCCUAAAUGGAGAUCUUGUGGAAUACUGUCGUUAUUGUUUUUGACUGACUUGAUCCGAACUUGGCACAAAUCUUUUUUGUUGGUUUGUCUUCUAAGGAGCUGUCACAAUGGCGACUAUGAAGCCCCGGUUGAAAGUGCUGAAAAAGCGUCGCUCCAGUCUUUUUGCAACCAUAAAACGGGAGAUUAGUUUUUCACAAAGCAUUGAAGAGCAGGAGUGUGAAUUCCCCUUCUCACAGGACAGCUCUGUGAAACCAUGGACAUCUAUGAACAACCUAGAUGCUCUUGAUGAAAAAAAAAGUUCAACGAAAGAUCAGAGCAAAGGUGCACCAAACCCAAGGAAAUCAAACAUUGUCAAGCUCAAUGUGGGUGGAAAAGUGUUUCACAUCCCAAAGCAUUUGGUCCUCCAACACCCAAAAACCAGGAUUGGAGUCCUUGCCCUCUGUGAUGAUCCUGUGAAACGUCUGACACUCUGUGACGAUUACAAUGUUCAGAAUGACGAGUUCUUUUUUGACAGGGACCCCAUGUUUUUCCACUACAUCUUCCACUUUUAUUGUAGUAAUGUCCUGUGGGUGAUGGAUAGUCUCUGCCCUGUCAAUUUUGAGGAGGAGAUGUCAUUCUGGGGGUUGAAACUGAAGGACACGCCAAGGUGCUGCCGCAUUCUGUUUGAGGAGAAACUGGAUGACAUCAGAGACCAACUGAAGGUCAACCAGGAGCUGAUUGAUGAGAUUAAGCCUCACCAAGAUGACGCUGGGUACAAGACCAUGUUUCUUGGAGAUAUUCGGAAAAUCCUCUGGAACUUGAUGGAGAAUCCUUACUCCUCAUUGUCAGCCAAAGCCUUUGCUGUAUUUUCCAGUCUCUUUGUGCUUAUCUCUAUUGUUGCCAUGACAAUGAAUACGGUGAAAGAACUCAGACAAUACAAACUUGCUGGCAGAACCUACAUGGAGUGGAUAGAAAUUAGUUCCAUCCUUUUCUUCACCUUGGAGUACUUUUUGCGGUUAUUCACCACAUCCAACAUCAAACAUUUUGUGAAGAGUGCCCUCAACUUUGUUGAUGUGGUGGCUGUCAUGCCCUACUUCGUCCAGAUCCUUUUUGAGGCAUUUGUUAUGGAUUCAGAAGACUUAAGUGCAAAGGAAGAUUUGAAGACCAUGGCAAGGGUCAGUAAAGUCAGCAAGGUGCUCAAGGUCGUCAAAUUGAUGCGCAUCUUCCGUAUCUUGAAGCUUGCCCGUCACUCCACGGGCAUGAGGGCGUUUGGUUUCACCAUCCGACAGUGCUCUGAGCAGGUGUGCUGUCUGUUUCUGUUCAUUGCCAUGGGCAUCUUCACCUUCUCUGCUCUGAUGCACUCUGUGGAAGUGGAUCAGCCUGGGACACCAUUCAGCAGCAUACCAGAUGCCUGGUGGUGGGCUGCGGUGAGCAUCUCUACUGUGGGCUAUGGCGACGUCGUUCCUAUCUCCUAUCUUGGCCGCUGUGUGGCAUUUGGCUGCAUCUCUUUUGGCAUCAUUCUCAACGGCAUGCCCAUCUCCAUUCUGUUCAACAAGUUUUCCGACUACUACGCCAAACUGAAGGAACAGGAAUACAGUGUUUCAAACACCGAGCGCACCUUCCAGCUCAAGAAACGUCUGAGGCGCAAGUUUGACAGCUGCUUCGAACCCCAGCCAGAGGAGUCAGAUGAUGAGAUACACUAUCGGCCCAGCAGAAGUCAAAAUAUCCACGAGAACCAGGAUUGAGCAAAGCUGCCAACUUGUGACCUCGCUAACCCUAAACGGCCUUAUCAUGGGUCUGGACCCCAUCUGCCUCCAACUCUGAGCCUACGUGAUGUGAAGAGAAACAUUCUAAGGGGGAAAUGGAGGCAGCAGCAAGUUGAGAUAAGCUUUAAGCCUCAGCUUUACAGUAUAGGUGCUGUUUGCACGCUAUGGGUAAUGACUCCUCAGUCAAAGUCAAAUGGACAAGACGCUCCCACUGGACAGCAAUUGUUAUCUGUUUCUAAGAAUAGCCCCUGGCUGUAACUAAUUCUGAUUAAACUGAAAUGUUUGACACAAGGAGGUCAAGUAGUAACAUUAUUAAUGAAACAAUGUUACACCUGAAUCACUUCAAAGGGAGCAUUAUGCUUUUGAAUAACUGUUUUCAUUGGAAGUGCUAUUAAUUAAUUAUUUUGGACAACUACAUGGUCUGUUACAUUUUACUUACAAUAGACAGUAUAACUUUGAUUUCAGUCUUCUGUAAAACUUUUGGCCAGUACCAACUAGUUUAAACAUCACGGUGAACUGUAGUCAUUGUCUUCCACUUUCUUAGGCUAAGGAAAUACAAAUGUACCAGCACUGAUACCCUCUCAGAUUCAUGUGCACCUGAGAAAAAUCAUCAUCAGUGCAAAGCUCUUCCAUGUGCCAUGCUUGAUGUGUCAGCAAAGUGGUAUUCUUGUCAAAAGAACACUCUAGUCACUCAGCGUGCUCUUGACUGUACCUAAGUGGGAGGAGAGGCGCAGCAGGGGGUGUGUCAAUGGCAAUCAAGAGCAUGAGUGUAAUUUUGUUGUCAAGGAUUACUGGGAUUUGUGCUUGCGCCUCCUUCCUGGUCAGACAAGGGCAAAAGUCAAUUAUGUUCUAUACUAUUUUGGUCUAGAAUCAAAUCAGGUGCACACAAUCAGGUCAUAUUUAAGUUCUAUCAAGCUACUUUCAUGGAUGAUAUUUUAACAGUUUAUUUCUCAUAUACUGUAGAUCCCUCAAGUAGGAAAACUGAGAUACACCAUCUUUCAUGCUCACUAGUUACACAUGGAAAAUGGUGCUGAUAAUCUCCAUCCGACAUGUCAGUCAUGAUCCUAGCAGGGACUGAGAAUUGAGCUCCAAGGUGGGGUACCCCAGUGGCUCGCCUGGUGGAGCGCACGCACCAUGUGUGGGCCUGGGUCCUCGCCGCAGCGGCUUGGGUUCGGGUCCAGCCCACAGUCCUUUGCGGCAUCUCAUCCCCUCUCUCUCUCCCACAUUUCCUGUCUCUCUUCGGCUGUUCCUAUUAAAUGGAGGCAAAAAGUCCCAAAAAAGAAUCUUUAAAAAAAAAAAAGAAUUGAGCUCCAUGGUCUUGGCCUGUAGAUGUCAGGAUCAAGCAUGGCCCAGUCCUGUCCUUGAACUGUACUGUUGGCUGUGUUUAGCUCUUCGGCUAAGAUCGUUAAACCAAUUCCUGUUCUGGGCAACAGUUCUCUGAAAACCAGAGAGUUCAGAUCUCUUGAGGACUGUUCUGUUCAGUGUGCCGGUUUUAUAGAAAAAGGAGGGCCCCCACACCCCCAUUCUAACUGUACUGAUGAUGUGUUGUGCCUCUGGUCAUGAAAAACCUCUGAUUUACAAUAACAGAUCCGUAUAAAGUAUUAGACCUUGACUUCACCCAUAUGAAACAUAAUUAGAGACAGUAUUGUAUGUUGUAUCGUAUGUGAUCAGGGGUGAAUCAUCAUAUAACAUUACUAAUGCUUCCUUGUUUUUGGUUGAGUUUUCUGCAAGUCCAAAAAUAUUUGUUGAAGAAUAAGAAACGUAUAUAACUGUAUGAAUGUGAUAGAAAUUGCACCGGUAAAAAACAAAAGGUGACAAAAGAAGGACACUUAAUGAUAUAUAUUUAAUUUAACAGGCAUAUCUAGUUAUUUAAUUCCAUUUAAUACCUUUUUCAGAGAUGAAAGUCUAUCUAUUACUCAGUGGCUGUAAAAAAUGAGCUUUGCUAUGUGCAAAUAAUGUAAAAUGUGUAAUUUUUCUUUCUUGUGCAUGAAAACAAAACAAAACUAUAAAACAAACAGGCUGGAAACCAUGUAAAACACAGAUUUUAUUAUAUAUUAAAAUAUAUUCUUAUUCUCAAUACCCCUGAAAGCUGAAAAAAGGGGAUUUCUUGGUCAAUAAAAAAAAAUCUUCUUCAUGGCA